Messenger RNA from Syngnathus acus (greater pipefish), 1434 nucleotides. It is a transcript of the gene arl8, whose product is annotated as ADP-ribosylation factor-like 8. The transcript has 6 exons. NCBI's taxonomy places the organism in Eukaryota, Metazoa, Chordata, Actinopteri, Syngnathiformes, Syngnathidae. Gene Ontology annotation, cellular component: trans-Golgi network; cytoplasm. The record is from RefSeq and is a predicted model, not a curated record. Gene Ontology annotation, biological process: vesicle-mediated transport; protein localization to Golgi membrane; intracellular protein transport. Gene Ontology annotation, molecular function: GTPase activity; GTP binding. The coding region runs from base 264 to 863 and encodes 199 amino acids.
UCCUCUCGAGCAGGCCCAGUUGACGGCAAGGGCUGCUGGGUUUACGGUGCAGAACAGACCGCACAUACGGCAACUCUAUGCGGCUCUCUCUCUCUAACACAGACUACGAAACUCCGAGCCGUCUUUCGCUACGCCCGGCCACAUUUGUAGAUGUCUCCGGGAGCGAAUGGAGUCCUUGUCGGAGCAACAGUCGCCGUGAGUUUGCAGCUUAGCUCAGCCUAGCCGCCGUGUGUGGCGACUUGCAGUUCUGUACCGACCGACGGAUGUUAGGAACAAAGAACGGACGUACGAACGGACAUUGGCAUCCUUUUUAUUUUAAAAAAAUGGGCCUCAUAUUCGCUAAACUGUGGAGCUUCUUCUGUAAUCAAGAACACAAGGUGAUCAUCGUUGGCCUGGACAACGCUGGCAAGACCACCAUACUCUACCAGUUUCUGAUGAAUGAGGUGGUCCACACGUCGCCCACCAUCGGCAGCAACGUGGAAGAGAUCGUGGUGAAGAACACGCACUUCCUCAUGUGGGACAUUGGCGGACAAGAGUCGCUCAGAUCCUCCUGGAACACGUACUACGCCAACACCGAGUUUGUCAUCCUGGUGGUGGACAGCACCGACCGAGAGCGUCUGGUAAUCACCAAAGAGGAACUUUACAGAAUGUUGGCUCAUGAGGACCUGCGCAAAGCAGCUGUGCUGAUCUUUGCCAACAAGCAGGACAUGAAGGACUGCAUGUCAGCGGCCGAGAUCUCAAAGUACAUGACGCUGAGCGCCAUUAAAGAUCACCCGUGGCACAUCCAGUCCUGCUGCGGUCUCACGGGGGAAGGUUUGUGUCAAGGUCUGGAGUGGAUGACAUCACGGGCUGGACUCAGAUAGCAGCCCCUCCCGUCUCUGAAUUCUUUCAUGGAACUUGGAAGGAACCCCUCCCACAAGAGGUCUCUCUCAUUUCCUUCCAUUUUUUUUUUCUUUGGAACGGACACGUACGCAUUUGGGCCGGAAAUGAAAUGCAGCCACAACAUUCAGGGACGUAAGCGAAUGUAGGCUGUGGUUUAACAAAAAAACAAAAAUUACACACACCCACGUUAGUUGUUGCGUCUACAUAAGCUACGACAUGGUUGGUGGGUUUAGCUCCAUGAGCAAAAGUGUGCUUGGUUAUUUUUUUCUUUUGGACAAAGAGAAGUGGUUACUUUUUUUAAGGACAGUAUUUUAAAUUUCACUAUUUAAUGUCAUUGUCUUGAAGCAUUUCAGCGAGGAAGGUCGUUUUUUUUUUUUUUUCCCCCCUAGCGGGAAUGGUGCUCUUGUGUAUUUUUGCAAGUCGGCGAUGUGCACUUUUGUAGUAAGAAUGAACUAAGGUUGGUGGCAGUAUUUGAGCCAUGCGAGUAAACAGCAUUAAGACAUCCUUGUAAAGUGCGUUACAUUUAUGACAAGAUUAAAUAUUUUUCAGCCA